Molecule: messenger RNA, 534 nt
Organism: Aspergillus bombycis
Lineage: Eukaryota; Fungi; Ascomycota; Eurotiomycetes; Eurotiales; Aspergillaceae
Exons: 2
Coding region: 1-534 (177 amino acids)
Source: RefSeq, a predicted model, not a curated record
AUGGCCACCAUCAUCAUGGUGACAGUGACUCAACCCCCGCCUAACAACAUUCCUGGUAACAUUCCACAUCCCUUGUAUGCUAUACUAUCCUUCAACCUCACCAUCCACUCGACCAUCACAAACCCCCCCGAAUACACAACUCAUUACCACUACCAACAGCCAGAGAUAAGAAUGACACAAUUCCACCCGAUCUCGUUCAAAUCCCUCCGCAGGCGUCUAUCCAGACACUCCAAGCCCAGCACAACCAUCACAGUUUCUUCUUCAGAAAUCUCAGAAGCUGAAACGCAGACUGUCAAGCCCAUAAUCCGACGCAAAAGCGCAAAGGAGAUUAGGAAAGCAGUGAUCGAGUUCCUGGAAGAGCUUGGCGGUGCGGUUAGGGCUACUCCUAUCGACGAGGACUAUGGACGGUGUGACUGUGGACGGUGUUUCGGGCGGUGUUUCGGACGGACACCGCAGAGUAGAUACGGGCCGGCUUUGAUCGGUCGUGAUUUGGAUGAUACUCUGUGUCUUUUGAGGUCGAGGCCGGUUUGUUGA